AUGUUGAGUCGAUUAUCAGGAUUAGCAAACGUUGUUUUGCAUGAAUUAUCAGGAGAUGACACUGAUCAGAAUACAGGGCCUCCCUUAGACCAUGACAUACCCCAGGAAUCUGACGUGGAAUGUACCAAUGGAACACAAGAGGAUGUUCUCGAGCGUCUGGCUUAUACAGAACAGUUGGUGGUGGAGCUGAAGGAUAUUAUUAGGCAAAAAGAUACUGAGCUACAACAGAAGGAUGAGAUUCUACAGGAAGAAAGAAAAGCUGCUGAUAACAAAAUUAAGAAAAUAAAGCUUCAUGCUAAGGCCAAAUUAACUUCUUUGACUAAACAAUUAGAAGAAAUGAAGAUGCAAAGAGAGACUGUUCUGCCUACAGAACUUCACUCAGAAGAGCAACUCUCCAAGCAUGAUAAGAGUUCUACAGAGGAAGAGAUGGAAGUAGAAAAGAUAAAACAUAAGCUCCAGGAGAAAGAAGAACUAAUUAACAAUUUGCAAGCCCAACUUAGCCAGGCACAGGCAGAGCAAGCUGCACAGAAUUCUACAGAGAUGGAAGAAUUCUUAAGAAUGAAGCAACAACUCAAAGAGAAGGAAGAACUCCUUAGCUCUUUGCAAGCCCAGCUCAGCCAGACCCAGGCAGAGCAAGCUGCACAGUUGAGUUCCAUGCAGCAGGUGGUCCGAGAAAAAGAUGCCCGCUUUGAAACACAAGUUCGUCUUCAUGAAGAUGAGCUUCUUCAGUUAGUAACCCAGGCAGAUGUGGAAACACAGAUGCAACAGAAUUUGAGGGUGCUGCAGAGGAAGCUUGAAGAGCAUGAAGAAGCCCUGUCUGGUCGCGCUCAAGUGGUGGACUUGCUGCAGCAAGAGCUGAAUGCUGCCGAACAGCGCAACCAGGUUCUCUUUCAGCAGUUACAGCAUAUGGAAGCUGAGCAGAAUACUUUAAGCAACACUCUGGAAACAGAAAGACAGGAGUCUAAGAUUCUGAUGGGAAAGAUGGAACUUGAACUGGCAGAGAGAAAAUUAUCCUUCCAUAACCUGCAGGAAGAAAUGCAUCAUCUUUUGGAACAGCUUGAGCAAACAGGCCAAGCCCAGGCUGAACUAGAGUCACAGUACAGAGCCUUGGAGCAGAAGCACGAAGCAGAAAUAGAAGAGAAGAUCUCUCACAUUUUGAGUCUUCAGAAGACUGAACAAGAACUACAGUCUUCCUGUGAGGCACUAAAGGAUCAGAAUUCAAAGCUUCUCCAAGAGAGGAGUGAACAGUCAGUUCAGUCAGCCCAGGCAGUUCAACAGCUGGAAGAUCAACUCCACGAACAAUCCAGAGAAAUUAGCCAAUUUCUAACUAACCCAACCUUGCAAAAACAUGAAACAGCAUCUCAGACUUCUUUACCAGAUGUUUAUAAUGAGAGCAUACAGGCAGUCACUGAGGAAAAUAUUGCCUCUUUGCAGAAGAGGGUGGAAGAACUAGAGAAUGAAAAGGGAGCCUUGCUCCUUAGUUCUAUAGAGUUGGAGGAGCUGAAAGCUGAGAAUGAAAAACUGUCUUCUCAGAUUAUUCUCUUGGAGGCUCAGAAUAGAACUGGAAAGGCAGAUCAAGAUGUGAGCGAGAUCGGCAUGCUUGAUAAUACCAGUCUCAACAAGACCAACUCUUCUACUGAGGAAAGUGCACAAGAUGUCUCAGAGAACUCAUUUUCCCAGAAACAUAAAGAAUUAUCAGUUUUACUAUUGGAAAUGAAAGAAGCUCAAGAGGAGAUUGCAUUUCUUAAGUUACAGUUACAGGGCCAAAGGACUGAGGAAGGCACAGAGGACCUUGGACAGAAAGAAAUGAGACAGAUAGAGAGGGAGGGAAUGCCUCCAGUUGGAAUAAAAAUAUUUGAAGAUACAGGGCACGAUUUUCCAGCAUUUGAGAAAGAAGAACAGGCAAGCACUAGACAUGAAAAUUCAGCAUCUGAGGAAAUAUCUUUUAAUGAUACUGAAAUGGAAUUGAAAUCAACAAAGCAGGAUGCUGUUGGUGAAUCGUCUUCUGUGGUACCGGAUAUUAGUCACUGUCAGCAGGAUGAGUUGAAAAGGUUAAAAAGUCAAGUUUUGGAGCUUGAGAUUAACUUUCGAAAAGCAGAAGAAAUGUAUGAAAACAAUUUAGAUGAGAAAGCUAAGGAAAUAAGCAAAUUAAGCCAGUUGAUUGAGGAGUUUAAGAAAAAUGCUGAAAACACAAGUAGUGCAUUCACUGCUUUGUCUGAAGAAAGAGACCAGCUUCUUUCCCAGGUAAAGGAACUUAGUGUAGUCACAGAACUGAGGGCUCAGGUACAGCAACUGGAAGCAAAUCUUGAAGAAGCAGAAACGCAAAGAAGACUAAACUAUGAAAGUCAGACUAGUCAUCACAACCUGCUCACUGAACAGAUCCACAGUCUUAGCAUAGAAGCCAAAUCUAAAGAUGUGAAAAUUGAAGCUUUACAGAAUGAACUAGAUGAUAUGCAGCUUCAGUUUUCUGAGCAGAGUACACUGAUUAAAAGCCUACAGAGCCAGCUGCAGAAGAAGGAAAAUGAAGUGCUUGAGGGGGAGGAACAUUUGAGGGAUAUUUCAAACAAGACAGAAGAACUUUCACAUGCUCUUUCACAGAAGGAACUUGAAAUAGCAAAACUGGAUCAACUUUUAUUAGAGAAGAAGAAAGAUGUGGAAACCCUCCAACAAACCAUCAAGGAGAAGGAUCAGCAAGUGACAGAAAUCAGCUUUAGUAUGACUGAGAAAAUGGUUCAGCUUAAUGAAGAGAAGUUUUCUCUUGGAGUUGAAAUUAAGACUCUUAAAGAACAGCUGAAUUUAUUAUCCAAAGCUGAAGAAGCAAGAAAAGAGCAAGUAGAAGAAGAUAAAGAAGUUGUGUCUGGCCUUAAACGUAGUUACGAUGAGUUGAGUCCAGCAGGGCUAAUAAGUAAAGAAGAACUUCAGCAUGAAUUAGACCUUCUAAAGAAAGAAAGUGAGCAGAGAAAGAGAAAGCUCCAGGCAGCUCUUAUUAACAGAAAGGAACUUCUACAGAAAGUCAGUAGAUUAGAAGAGGAAUUGGCCAGAGUGAGAGAUGAAUCUAGGAAAGAGGUCCCAUUUAAUGUGAUUGAGAAGAGGGAAAUGGAAGAUGAUAAAGAGAACAAAGAAGACUCAGAAAAAUGUGUGAGUUCAAAGUGCCAAGAAAUAGAAAUGUAUUUUAAACAGGUGAUAUCUGAGAAAGAGGUAGAAUUAGAGCAUGUAAGGAAGGAUUUGGAAGAAAAGGUGGCAGCCGAAGAACAGUUACAGGCUGCAGUCAAACAGAUGAAUCAGAAUUUGCAAGAAAAGACAGACCUAAUAGAUCUGCUUCAAGCACAAAUCACUGAAAACCAAGCAGUUAUCCAAAAAUUAACCACAGGUAACAAAGAUGCAGGUGAUGCAGACUCAGCAGCACCUGUAAAAGAAACAGUGGUGAUCAGUCCGGCUGGUGCAGGCAGUGGAGAAAAAUGGAAACCAGAACUGGAAGAAAAGAUACUGGACCUUGAAAAAGAGAAGGAGCACCUUCAAAAGAAGCUGCAGGAAGUGUUAGCCUCACGCAAAGUGAUUAUAAAAAAGUCACAGGAGAAAGAAAGACAUCUUAGGGAGGAACUAAAGCAACAGAAAGAUGACUACAAUCACUUGCAAGAACAGUUUGAUGAGCAAAGUAAGGAAAAGGAAGUCAUUGGAGACCAAUUAAGACAACUCCAGAUUCAAGUAAGGGAGUCUUCAGACAGAAAACCCCCACUAAGCACUGACCAGGAAGAAUCAAGCUCUUCCACUCAAGGUUUAGAGGAUCCUUUAUUCAAAGCUACAGAACAGCAACUUGCUCAGCCCAUUUCAGAGCCCUGCUUAGGCCCAAACUUGCCUUGUCAACCUGAAGAUGCAAAUAAUCUGCAGAGUAAUACUUCUGCUGACCAGAUUAAGGCCUAUCUGAAAGAAAUAGAGGCUGAGAAAGAGGAAUUAAAAUUGAAGGUUAGUUCUACAACAAGUGAGCUUGCUAAAAAAUCAGAUGAGGUACGUCAAUUACAAGAGCAGAUAAACAAACAGAUUUUGGAGAUCCAGAAUCUAAAGACAGCAACCAGUGAAGCUGAAGCCCAUGCAGAAAGCCUGAAGUUGACGCUGGAAAGCAGUCAACUAGAAAUUGCUAGAUUAGAACAUCUCAAAGAGUUACAGCCCGCCCUAAAUGAACUGCAAAGACUCAUAAGCAAAAAGGAAGAAGAAGUCAACUACCUUUCUGGACAACUUAGUGACAAAGAGAAAAUCUUUACUAAAGUGAAGACAGAGAUAAUAGAACAGGAGGACUUGAUUAAGGCUUUACAUAUACAACUAGAAAUGCAGGCCAAAGAGCAUGAUGAAAGAAUAAGGCAGUUACAGGUGGAACUUGGUGAAAUGAAGCAAAAACCAGAAGAGAGUGAAAAAGAAAGUAAAGCAAAGCAACAAAUACAAAGGAAACUUCAAGCUGCCCUUAUUUCCCGAAAAGAAGCACUAAAAGAAAACAAAGAUCUCCAAGAGGAGUUGUCUUUGGCCAGAGAUAGUAUUGAACAUCUUACCAAGUCUCUGGUAGGUGUAGAAAGCCAAGUUUCUGCUCAAAAUAAGGAAAAAGAGAUAUUCUCAGAAAGGUUAGUUCUUCUUCAGGAAGAGAGAGACAAACUCAUUGCAGAAAUGGACAGGUCUUUACUGGAAAACCAAAAUCUCAGCAGCUCUUGUGAAAGCCUCAAACUAGCUUUAGAGGGUCUUACUGAAGACAAGGAAAACUUAAUGAAGGAAGUUGAAUCUUUGAAAUGCUCUCAGAUUGCAGAAAACACUGAGUGGCAAGAGAAACACAAGGAACUACAAAAAGAAUAUGAAAUUCUUCUGCAGUCCUAUGAGAAUGUUAGUAAUGAGGCAGAAAGGAUUCAGCAUGUGGUGGAAUCUGUGAGGCAAGAGAAGCAAGAAUUGUAUGGCAAGUUGAGAAGUACAGAAGCAAGCAAGAAAGAGACAGAAAAGCAGUUGCAAGAAGCUGAACAGGAAAUGGAGGAGAUGAAAGAAAAGAUGAGAAAGUUUGCUAAAUCUAAGCAGCAGAAAAUCCUAGAGCUAGAAGAAGAGAAUGAGCGGCUAAGAGCAGAGGCCCCUUCUGCAGGAGAUACAUCUAAAGAACGUGUGGAAGCACUUGUUUCUUCCAAUUCCAACAUGAAGGAGGAACUAGAGAGGGUCAAAAUGGAAAAUGAAACCCUUUCUAAGGAGUUUGAAGCUUUAAUGGCUGAGAAGAACAUUCUGAGUCAAGAGGUUCAAGAUUUAAAACAUCAGAUAGAAGACAAUGUAUCCAAACAAAGCAACCUAGAAGCUGCUGAGAAGCAAGAAAACCAAAUGGAUAUUAUUGAAGAGGCAACACAGUCUGUGUCAGGUGAGGCUAAAGAGCAAGACUCUCAGAGUAUGAGUACAAGGCCUGAACAUUCAGAAUCCAUUCUACCAGAGUAUAGUACCAAGACAGAGCUUGACAUAAGUGAGAAUAUCAGCUCACAUGAUGAAAUUAAUAACUACCUACAGCAGAUUGAUCAGCUCAGAGAAAGAAUUGCUGAAUUAGAGAAGGAGAAGCAUAAAGAAAAGGAAUUUAGUCAGGCAUUAGAAGAUGAGAGAAAUACCUUACUGAAUCAAAUAAUAUCAAAGGAUGGUGAACUAAAAAUACUUCAGGAAGAAGUAACCAAAAUAAACUUGUUAAAUCAGCAAAUCCAAGAAGAACUCUCCAGAGUUACCAAAUUAAAGGAGACAGCAGAAGAAGAGAAAGAUGAUUUGGAAGAGAGGCUUAUGAAUCAGUUAGCAGAACUUAAUGGAAGCAUUGGGAAUUAUUAUCAGGAUGUUACAGAUGCCCAAAUAAAAAAUGAGCAACUAGAAUCGGAAAUGCAGAAUCUUAAAAAGUGUGUGAGUGAAUUGGAAGAAGAAAAGCAGCAGUUAGUCAAGGAAAAAACUAAGGUGGAAUCAGAAAUACGAAAAGAAUAUUUGGAGAAAAUACAGGGUGGCCAGAAAGGACCUGGCAUUAAAAGCCAUGUGAAAGAGCUUCAGGAGCUGUUAAAAGAAAAACAGCAAGAAGUAAAGCAGUUGCAGAAGGACUGCAUCAGAUAUCAAGAGAAAAUUAGUGCUCUGGAGAGAACUGUUAAGGCCCUAGAAUUUGUUCAGUCUGAGUCUCAAAAAGACUUGGAAAUAAGCAAAGAAAAUCUGUCUCAAGCAGAUGAACUGCGCAAGAAAGCACAAGCAGAAUUAGCUAGCUUCAGAGUCUUGCUAGAUGACACUCAAAGUGAGGCUGCUCGGGUCCUAGCAGACAAUCUCAAGUUGAAAAAGGAACUUCAGUCAAGUAAAGAAUUAGUUAAAAGCCAAAUGAAACAAAAGGAUGAUGAUCUUGAGCGAAGAUUAGAACAGGCAGAAGAUAAACACCUGAAAGAGAAAAAGAAUAUGCUAGAGAAACUGGAUGCUUUGCGUAGAGAAAAAGUCCACUUAGAGGAAACAUUUGAAGAAAUUCAGAUUGCUUUGAACAAGAAAGACACAGAAGUUAAGCAACUUCAGGAAAACCUGGACAGUACUGUGGCCCAGCUUGCAGCAUUCACUAAGAGCAUGUCUUCCCUCCAGGAUGAUCGGGACAGGGUGAUAGAUGAAGCCAAGAAAUGGGAGAGGAAGUUCAGUGAUGCCAUUCAAACCAAAGAAGAUGAACUUAGACUCAAAGAGGAGAAUUGCAGUGUUCUAAAGGAUCAGCUUAGGCAGAUGACUAUCCAUAUGGAGGAAUUGAAGAUUAGCAUUUCCAGGCUUGAACACGACAAGCUGUCCUGGGAGUCCAAGGCCCAGACAGAGGUCCAGCAUCAACAGAAAGUCUGUGAUACUCUACAGGGGGAAAACAAAGAACUUUUGACCCAGCUAGAAGAGACUCGCUACCUGUACCACAAUUGUCAGAAUGAACUAGCUAAGUUGGAAUCAGAACUUAAGAUUCUUCAAGACCAGUCAACUGAUUUAAAUAACUCUUUAGAAAAAUGUAAGGAAAACAAAGAAAAUUUAGAAGGGAUCGUAAAGCAGCAAGAAGCUGAUAUCCAAAAUUUUAAGUUCAGUUAUGAACAGCUAGACACUGAUCUUCAGGCCUCCAGGGAACUGACCAGUAGACUGCAUGAAGAAAUAAACAUGAAAGAGCAGAAGAUUAUAAGCCUGCUUUCUACCAAGGAAGAGGCAAUCCAAAUAGCUGUUGCAGAACUGCAUCAACAACAUGAUAAAGAAAUUAAAGAACUAGGAAACCAGCUGUCCCAGAAGGAAGUGGAGAACCAAAAAGCUGUUGAUAAAGCCAAUCAACUUGUGGAAACACUGAACACCAUCAAAAAGGAAAGCAUUCAGCAGAAGGCUCAAUUGGACUCUUUCGUUAAAUCCAUGUCUUCUCUCCAGGAUGACCGAGACCGCAUAGUAGGUGACUAUCAACAGCUGGAAGAGCGACAUCUUUCUGUCAUCUUAGAAAAAGACCAACUCAUCCAAGAUGCUGCUACUGAGAAUAAUAAGCUUAAGGAAGAAAUUAGAUGCUUGAGAAGUCAUAUGGAUGAUCUCAAUUCUGAGAAUGCCAAGCUAGAUGCAGAAUUGAUCCAAUAUAGAGAAGACCUGAACCAAGUGAUAUCAAUAAAGGACUGUCAGCAAAAGCAACUCCUUGAAGCUCAACUUCAGCAGAAUAAGGAACUGAAAAGUGAAUGUGCUAAAUUAGAAGAAAAGCUCAAGGAAUCUGAGGAAGCAAAGGAGGCUCUGCAGAGGUCCUCUAAUGCCCUACAGGAGGAGAAACAAGGCUUAUCUAAAGAGAUUGAGAGCUUGAAAAUAUCUCUGUCCCAACUACAGGGACAGAUAUCAGCCUUGCAAGAAGAAGGCACGUUAGGAAUAUUUCAGGCUCAAUUAAAAGUAAAGGAAGAAGAAGUGCAGACGUUAAGUACUACCCUUUCUUCCUCUCAGAACAGAAUUACAGAACUGCAAGAAGAGUUGGUUCGUGUUCAGAAGGAAGCUGCCAAGAAGGUAGGUGAAAUGGAAGAUAAACUGAAGAAAGAACUAAAGUAUCUUCAUCAUGAUGCAGGGAUAAUGCGAAAUGAAACUGAAACAGCAGAGGAGAGGGUGGCAGAGCUAGCAAGGGAUAUGAUGGAGAUGGAACAGAAAUUAUUCGUGGUCACCAAAGAAAAUAAAGAUCUCACAGCACAAAUUCAGUCAUUUGGGAGGUCUAUGAGUUCCCUGCAAAAUAGUAGAGAUCUUGCCAAUGAGGAGCUUGAUGAACUGAAAGGGAAAUAUGAUGCCAGUCUGAAGGAGUUGGCACAGCUAAGAGAAAAACAGGGUCUCUUAAGCAGAGAGAGAGAGGUUCUUGUUUCUAAAGCCACCUUUCCAAAGGGCUUCACUGAGGAUAACCGCUUGUCUAACCUGGAGAAACUUAACCAACAGCUCCUCUCCAAAGAUGAACAGUUGCUUCACUUGUCCUCACAACUAGAAGAUUCUUACAAUCAAGUGCAAUCUUUUUCCAAGGCUAUGGCCAGUCUACAGAAUGAGAGAGAUCACUUGCUAAAUGAGCUGGCAAGAUUCCGCAAGUCAGAGGAAGGGAAGCAGUGGUCUGCAGCCCAGCCUGCGGCCAACCCAGCUGAAGUACAGAGUUUGAAAAAAGCCAUGUCAUCACUCCAGAAUGACAGAGACCGACUACUGAAGGAAUUGAAGAAUCUGCAGCAGCAAUACUUAAAGAUUAACCAGGAGGUCACUGAAUUACGUCCACUGAAGGCUCAACUUCAGGAAUAUCAAGAUAAAACAAAAACAUUUCAAAUUAUGCAAGAAGAGUGCAGGCAGGAAAACUUCUGGCAACAUGAGCUGCAUCAGCUCAGGAUGGAGAAGAAUUCUUGGGAAAUGCAUGAGAGGAGGAUGAAGGAGCAGUUCCUUAUGGCACUCUCAGAUAAAGAUCAGCAGCUCAGCCAUCUGCAGAACCUAAUGAGGGAACUGAGGGCUCCUUCUUCCCAGACUCAAAACCUCAAAGUACAAUACCAAAGACAGGCAUCUCCAGAGGCAUCAGCUUCCCUAGAUGGGUCACAAAACAUAGUAUAUGAGACAGAACUUCUCAAGACCCAGCUCAAUGACAGUUUAAAGGAAAUUCACCAAAAGGAAUUAAGAAUUCAGCAACUGAGCAGCAAGUUCUCUCAGCUACUGGAAGAGAAAAAUACCCUUUCGAUUCAGCUCAGUGAUACCAGUCAGAGUCUUCGUGAGAACCAGCAGCACUACAGUGACCUUUUUAAUCACUGUGCAGUUUUGGAGAAGCAAGUUCAAGAGCUGCAGGCGGGGCCUCUGAAUAUAGAUGUUGCUCCAGGAGCUCCCCAGGAAAAGAAUGGAGGUCACAGAAAGAGUGCUUCUGAGGAACUGAGGGAGCCACAGCUAAGCUUUUCUGAAGCCCAGCAGCAACUGUGCACCACUAAGCAGGAGGUGAAUGAGUUAAGGAAGCUGCUGGAAGAAGAGCGAGACCAAAGGCUGGCUGCUGAGACUGCACUCUCCGUGGCUGAGGAGCAGAUCAGGAGGUUGGAGCACAGCGAAUGGGACUCUGUCCGGACUCCUAUCAUUGGCUCCUGUGGCACCCAGGAGCAGGCCAUGCUAAUAGAUCUUACAAGCAGCAGUUGUCGAAGGACCCGGAGUGGUGCUGGAUGGAAGCGGGUCCUGCGGUCGCUCUGUUAUUCCCGGACCCGGGUGCCACUGCUAGCAGCCAUCUACUUCCUGAUGAUUCAUGUCCUACUCAUUCUGUGCUUCACAGGCCAUCUAUAA
Messenger RNA from Orycteropus afer afer, 9756 nucleotides. It is a transcript of the gene GOLGB1, whose product is annotated as golgin B1. Lineage: Eukaryota; Metazoa; Chordata; Mammalia; Tubulidentata; Orycteropodidae. Gene Ontology annotation, cellular component: endoplasmic reticulum-Golgi intermediate compartment; membrane; Golgi apparatus. The record is from RefSeq and is a predicted model, not a curated record. The transcript is spliced from 21 exons. Bases 1 to 9756 code for a protein of 3251 amino acids.